Pseudomyrmex gracilis is the source of this 2713-nucleotide messenger RNA. RefSeq names its product nucleosome assembly protein 1-like 1-A (gene Nap1). The transcript is spliced from 8 exons. Gene Ontology annotation, biological process: nucleosome assembly. Gene Ontology annotation, cellular component: nucleus; chromatin. The coding region runs from base 139 to 1317 and encodes 392 amino acids. NCBI's taxonomy places the organism in Eukaryota, Metazoa, Arthropoda, Insecta, Hymenoptera, Formicidae. The record is from RefSeq and is a predicted model, not a curated record. Gene Ontology annotation, molecular function: histone binding; chromatin binding.
CCGAAUUACCUCUCUUCGUUCGCGCGUUAAACCCGCGAUCGACCGUUGAAGAAGCAGCGACCGGUUCGUUGUUCGUUUCCUGAUUCGAUCAGGUUUGAUUCUCUUCUUCUGCGGACAAUUCCGUGAUUCAAAGUAAAAAUGACAACUGAUCCGGAACGCGCUGUCAAUACUAGCGGUACAGAAUCCGUUGAAGAAGAAGAUGAUCGCGACCACCGCAAAAUUUUACGUAGUAAAAUUAAUACUGAAAUGUUAUCUGCUGGCUUACGAAGUGGUUUUCCUAUAGCAGGAUUACAGCCAAUGCAGUCUCAUCCUCCUUCUGUAAAACGCAGAAUUAAAGCACUGAAACAAUUACAACUUGUGACUACAAAUAUUGAGGCCAAAUUUUACGAGGAAGUCCAUGCCUUAGAAUGCGCGUACUAUAAAUUGUGUGCACCUGUAUACCAGCAGCGAAACGAUAUAGUAUCAGGUGCUCAUGAGCCAACUGAUGAGGAAUGUGUUUGGGAGAGCGAUGAUGAAGAAACUGAUGAAACAUUAAGUAAUUACAUGAAGGACAAAGCAAAGAUCGAGGGUACUACAGAAAAGAAGGAUGAAAAAGAAAACGAAGAAGACAUUAAAGGAAUUCCAGAUUUUUGGUUAACAAUAUUUAAGAAUGUAUCUACAUUAGCUGAUAUGGUUCAAGAGCACGAUGAGCCGAUCCUAAAACACUUAAGUGAUGUCAGAGUAAAAUUCCUAGACAAAAAUCCAAUGGGCUUUAUUCUCGAGUUUUAUUUCACUCCGAAUGAAUAUUUUUCUAAUUCAGUACUCACUAAGGAAUACAUUAUGAAGUGUGCUCCGGAGAAGAAUGAUCCGUUCAGUUUUGAAGGGCCUGAAAUAUAUAAAUGCAAAGGUUGUGUGAUUGAUUGGAAGAAAGGCAAAAACGUGACAGUAAAAACUAUCAAGAAGAAUCAAAAACACAAAUCUCGAGGAUCUAUGCGAACUGUGACAAAAACUGUUCAAAAUGAAUCUUUCUUUCAUUUCUUCAGUCCACCUAUCGUACCAGAAGGCUCGGAAAACGACAUAGACGAAGAGACUCAAUCAUUAUUGACCAGUGAUUUUGAGAUAGGUCAUUAUAUUAGAGAACGCAUAGUUCCUAGAGCUGUAUUGUACUAUACAGGAGAGGUACUGGAUGAUGAAGAUGAGGAUUACGAGGAUGAGGACGAUGGUGACGACGAAGACGAACUAUGUGAAGAAGAGGAGGAAGUGGAGAACUCUUCUCCUCCCAACGCACCCUCAGGUGGGAAACCAGGCGAUGAUCCUAAUGAGUGUAAACAACAGUAGAAUACUAAUUGAGAUGUAAUGGAAAAAAAAAAAAGAUAAAUCGUUCGUGCGUUACUAUGUGUAAAAGCAACACACUAACGACACCUGGAUUGAUAAACUGCCUAGAUAAUCCUGCACCUUGCAGCUCCAAAUGUAUAAUCCCCAUUCUUCAGCCAUCUAAUCAUAUCAUAUCUCCUAUUCCAGAUCAAGCCUAGAAAAUCUUCAACAUACCGCACAGUGUGACACAAACAUGUGUAAAAAAAAAAUUAUGCGUAUCCCUUCCUUUUAAAAACUCCAUCGUUGACGAUGGGAAUAUAGAAUUGUACGCCUCAUUACAUCCCUGUGCUAUAAAAAUCUAGUGUCAUAAGUGUGUAUAUGUAUAUAUAUAUAUAUGUAUGUAUGUAUGUAUGUAUAUGUAUGUAUAUAUAUAUGUAUAUGUAUGUUCUCUUGAACACUAAUUAAUAAUUGUCAAUUUUUAAUUGCUUCAUUUUAUACUACUUGUUACGUUUUAUAUGCGCCGACAAAAGAAGAGAGAUGGUUGUUUGAAUUCUUUUUCGAGAAACGCACGUUGCUCUAUGAACAAAUUUUUGGGUACUGUUGAAGCAUUUUUAAUACAAAAAAGGCGGAGAAAAAAUCAUCAUCGUGUGUCCACGUUUUUAUUCUUCCUUCUUUAUUCCUACGUAAAAAUCCUUUCAAAACGUUUUGUAAACACGAAUUUUUGGUAUUAUUUACAAUCACAUAUAUAUUUAUAUAUUAGUCAUGCUCUUUUUCAUCUAUAAUUUCGUUACGAAAAUAUUUAAUACAACGAUCUUGUGCAACGUCGAAAACGGUCCGAAUAUUUAUUUUUAUAGUGUUUUAACAUGGUUUAAGAACGCACUAGGUCAGAGAUAGAUAGAAAAUAUAUGAAAAUAUAAAAAUUCGCACACAUUACACAUCUUCAAUAUAUUUGACCAUCACUAGAGAAAAAUGUCAAGCAACAGUAAAAAAGGUACAAAAAGAGCUACUCUUCAAAACUUCAUUUUUUUAUGAAACGUACUUUUUGAAAUUUAACAACAAUUUUCUUUUACGUUAAUUUAAUUUUUAAAUGUGUGUGCAGAAGUUGUGAGUCUUUUCUUUAUGUACACUUCUGUAGCAGUGUAUAAUAACUAAGAAGUUUGUAUUUUUGUUUUUACUCAAUUGUCUUGAAAAACAGACACGUAAAUUUACACUUAAAUGCAAAACUGAAAUUAUGCAAUCAUUUAACUGAGAUAUGUUUAUCAUGAUUUCACUAAGUUUUUAUAUCUCUAUUAAAAUUUUAUAAACAUUCUCGUACACACACGCGCACACACACACACGCCCGCACGCACACCACACACACACAUAUAUUAAAUUUGAUGUAGAUAUUUUUUGCGUUACAAUAAAGUGCGAUUAUACUGUG